Messenger RNA from Asparagus officinalis (garden asparagus), 3536 nucleotides. RefSeq names its product U-box domain-containing protein 44-like. Gene Ontology annotation, molecular function: ubiquitin-protein transferase activity; protein binding. Gene Ontology annotation, biological process: protein ubiquitination. The record is from RefSeq and is a predicted model, not a curated record. Lineage: Eukaryota; Viridiplantae; Streptophyta; Magnoliopsida; Asparagales; Asparagaceae.
GCUUCAAACCCUAAACGAAAUCAGGUUCGGUCUUGGCCUCGCGCUUCUCGAUUCGACGAUCUCGCCGCUCCCCGAUCUCAGGAAGAAGGUCGCCGAUCUCGAACUCGACAUGCGGAAUGCUGAACUCAAGGUUACUGAGAGUGAGGAGAGAGUAUACUGCACGCUUCAGAAGAUGGCGGAGGUUCGAGAGACUUCCAAGGCCGUGCAGAGCGCCAUUAUCAUGGAUCUCGCGCGAGCUCUAGGGAUGAAUUCGGCUAAUUAUAGUAAAUUAGCUGAGCAGAUUAAGCUUCUCAGGUCUGAUCUUUUGGCGUCUAGCACUGUAGAAGAAAGAAAGAUCUUGAUGUCGUUGGAGAAGAUAUUCGAUAGCUGGUCAAUGGAGCCUCGCAUUUCUGAUAAGAAACUUGAUGUCGAUUUCGAAGAGGAUGCUCAGAUUCCACCUUUUAGGAAUUUCUUGUGUCCUUUGACGAAGGAGGUGAUGAAGGAUCCUGUGACGGUGUGUGAAUCUUCGCAGACUUACGAGAGGACUGCGAUAAAGUACUGGUUUGAUCGGUGCUUAGAGGACGGGAGGGAUCCAACUUGCCCGAUUACAGGGCAAGUGUUGAACAAAUUGGACUUGAAGCCCAACAUUGGGCUUAAGGGUGCGAUCGAGGAGUGGGUUAAUAGGAAUGUUGAGUUGCAAGUGAAAUUGGCGCUGCAUUGUCUUGGAGAAGGGGGUUUGAAUAGGGUUUAUAGGAUCUCGGAGGAGUAUCCGGAGAUUAGGUAUAAGGUUAGAAAUGCUGGGAUUGUUGGUAUGGUUGUGAGGAUGCUCAAGGACCAGUCAAAGAGGGUGGGAUCACAAAUUAGGUGCAAGGCUCUUAUGGCGAUGUAUAGCAUGGCCAAGGAUGAUGAGAGCAAGCUAAUAAUGCUCGAAGAAGGUAUGACCAGAUUAGCUAUUCGUAGUUUGACGGCGAGUUUGGAGAAAGAAAGAGAGUAUGCUUUACGGUUAUUGCUUGAAUUCUCAUAUGUAGAGGGGUAUUGCAGAAAAAUAGCAUUGGAGAAAGGGGCUUUGGUUCUUCUUUCCAGUCUGGCUGGAAAUGUAGAGUAUCCUGUGUUAUAUAAUUUAGCCGAGGAGAUUCUGGCAAACAUAGAAAAGGUGGAGGACAAUGUAGAAUACUUGGCAAUGGCAGGAAGAUAUCAACCUCUACUUACUCGACUCUGCAGAGGCACUGAAAAUGUCCAAAUGGAGAUGGCAAGUCUUGUUGGGAAAAUGACUCUAACAAACAGUGCUAAAGACUAUAUUGCUAGGAAAGGUGGUCAAAUAUUAGUUAAUAUGCUUUCCUCCAACUUAGAGGGGAAGGCGUCAUGCUUGCAAGCACUGUACAAUCUGUCAACAUUGGAUGAUAAUGCUACUAUUCUCGUUGAUUUGGGUGUGCUUCCAGCCCUCACAAACAUUCUUUUCGCAACUCAAGAGGAUGGGUCUUCUUAUCUGAGGCAGUUGGCAGCAUCAACAAUAGCAAAUAUUGUUUCAAACUCUGGGCACUGGGAAUUAUCUUCUGCAGAUAUGGAAGGCAAUCAAAUGCAGUCAGAAUUUAUUAUCCAUAGGCUUACGGAUCUUCUUUCUGAGUCAUCGUGCACAUAUCAGGCUGCAAUUCUUCACAUUCUUUGUGGGAUUGCAUCUUCUCCCCAAGCAUCAGAUUUAGCGGCUACACACCUAAGAGGGGUCAAUGCCAUCACAAUCAUUUUACCAUACAUUGAGCAUGAAGAACCUAGUUGUCGGUCUCAUGCUUUAAGACUUGCAUGCCUCUUAGCUAAGAAAUUGGGGCAGGUUAUUCUUGAAGAACUCAGAACAUCUAAUAAACUGCCACUGAUGAAAGAAAAGUUAUUAGAUUCUGAAUGUCCACUUGCUGAGAGAUCUGAAAUUGCAUGCAUCUUAGCGGAGCUCCCAUUAGCAGAUGUUGAGGUGAAAGAAGUCCUAGGGAUGAAUCUUCUACAAUGGGCUGUCAGUAACAUUAAAGAGCAGUUAUCCACCUCUUCAGGAAAGCAAUCAAAGUUUCCCAGAAUUAUGUUGCAAGGCCUUCUCGGGCUCUUAUUGCACUACACUAGGAGCCAAGACCGAGAAAUAGUGAAGCUUGUUCAAGAUAAUAACUUCAUGAACAUAUUCCUUGAACAAAUCAGCAAUCGUUCACAUGAAAGAGCAAAACAGCUAGCUGCACUUGGGUUGAAGUAUCUAUCUAAUUCUUCAACGGUAAUAAUUUCAACUAGUGAUUCAGAGAGUCAACCUUCCCAUGGAUUUUGCAUCCCUUUCACCUUAUUAUGUCGAAAGGUUCCGAUGGCCCCCACCUUAUGCCCACUUCAUAGUGCAGUAUGUAAGAGUGAUAGUUCAUUUUGCUUACUAAAAGGGAAUGCAAUUAAGCCACUGAUUGAUCUAAUGAACGAUGAAAGCACACAAGUGCAAAUAGCAGCGGUGGAGGCACUUUCCACACUCGUUUCUGAUGCUUACAGCCUUAAGAAUGCUUCUGAAGAACUUGAACAGCUUGGCCUCUUUGAUGCUGUGAUCUCUCUAUUUAAAGCGGUUAGACCUGGAGAGCUUCAGGAGAGAGUGAUCUCUAUGGUGGAUAGGUUAUUUAGAGUAGAGGGCAUUGUUCAGUUGUAUUCGACUGAUCAGGAUUUAGUCAGGGCAUUGGUUGAAGCACUUAGGCUUGGGAAUAUGAAAACAAAGAGGCAUGCUCAGGAUGUACUAACCAACCUUAGGCAGAUAUCUGGUGUUGGAGGGAAGAACUCAAGUAACAGUCGCGGAAAAAAACCAAACCGAUGAGUGUCUCUUGAGCCUAAUCGAAAUAGCAAAUAUCCUCUAUGGUUAAUUGCGGACAGACCCCCUGUAGUUCAAUUGUUGCAGAUAGAGCCCCUGAAUGAAAUUUUUAUUCACUACUCCUGGAGAAAAGAGAAUUGUUUUUGAUAUAUUGACCUCCUGAGGAUAGAAGAGUCAAAAAAAAUUUUCACUCAGAGGGUAUAUCUGCAACAAUGGAAGUACAGGGGGUCUUUCCGCAAUUGGUGAUAGCACAAGGUGGUCUAUCCACAAUUAAUGUACAGCCAGAUAUAUCAUGAUCAAAUUGCUUCGCGUAGGCCAAGGCUGCAUCAUCUUGCUCCUCAUCCAACCAUGAGUUCAUCAAUUGAAGAAGAAUGUCAAGUGUGGCGUGUUGAAUAUCUGAAAUAUGAUCACUUGUCAAAUUGCUUCUCGGUCCAUGAAAUGGGUAACAGGGUUUUAGAUUGAAAGCCUCUCACCUUUGAGAAAUUUUUGACGUUGUACAUUGGUAUGUAUAAUAUGCCGAUGCUCGAGUUCUGCUAUGUGAAAAGUUUCACACGGAAAGGGAAGAGUUUUGCGCUUUCUCUGAAAAUAUAUGAGAUUUUUGUUGCAACUCCUUCAGAUAUUGUGACGUAAAUAUGUAUCAGUAUGUGCAUGUGCACACAUUUUGUAUAUUGUUGCACGGAUGUUAGGUUUGUGUUUGUAUUAUUGUAUUGGCGAUACCCAGUCAAUCUGCAGGUUCUUACACUAAGUU